ACCAUUCUUCAACACACGUCAAGCCAUUUCAUCUCGCAGAUCCCCAUUCCUCAUCCUCACAUUAAUCUUAUUCUCCGGAGUCAUCGUUUUUCUCACAUCGUUUAGAAAACUUAGCUGCCUUAACAAAAACCCUAUAUCUAAUCGCGUGCUAUGGGAUCACGGCACCGUGCUCACUGGUGGCCAAAAUGUGGUUGCUGAUAAUAGGCAUAAGGUAAUGGCCUUUGUGGGAAUUCAUACUGGGUUUAGCUCUGUUGGUAGACGUCAAUCUUUGAGGAAGACUUGGUUUCCUUCAGAUCCUGAUGGACAUAAACGCUUGGAAGAAGCCACUGGUAUGGCUUUUAGGUUUAUUAUUGGUAGAACAAAUGAUAAGUCGAAGAUGUCUGCGCUUAAGCGAGAAAUAGCUGAAUACGAUGAUUUCAUUCAAUUGGAUAUUGAAGAUGAAUACAGCAAGCUCACAUACAAAACGUUGGCUUUCUUUAAAGUUUCUUAUGCUCUUUUCGAAGCCGAAUUUUAUGUCAAAGUUGAUGAUGACAUAUAUAUAAGGCCAGAUCGUCUUUCAUUACUACUUGCUAAAGAGAGGUCUCAUUUACAAACGUACAUUGGAUGCAUGAAAAAGGGGGAUGUUUUCACCGAUCCAGAACACAGAUGGUAUGAGCCGCUAUAUAGUUUGACCGGAAAGGAGUAUUUUUUAUAUGCUUAUGGUGCUAUAUAUGCUCUUUCUACUGAUAUUGUAUCAAACUUGGUUGCUUUUAGGAAUAACAGUUUUCGGAUGUUCAGCAAUGAGGAUGUUACCCUUGGAGCUUGGAUGCUUGCAAUGAAUGUAAAUCACGAGGAUGCUCGCGAACUUUGUGCUCCAGAGUGUACAUUGACAUCAAUUGCUGUGUGGGAUAUUCCAAAGUGUUCAGGUCUUUGUAAUCCAGAACAAAGAAUGUUGGAACUUCAUCAAAUGGACACCUGCAUUCAUAGUCCCACUAUGGAAUCUGAUAAAUAG
Molecule: messenger RNA, 991 nt
Organism: Vicia villosa (hairy vetch)
Lineage: Eukaryota; Viridiplantae; Streptophyta; Magnoliopsida; Fabales; Fabaceae
Product: probable beta-1,3-galactosyltransferase 14
Exons: 7
Coding region: 215-991 (258 amino acids)
Cellular component (GO): Golgi membrane
Molecular function (GO): hexosyltransferase activity
Source: RefSeq, a predicted model, not a curated record